CUUGACAUCGGUUACAGGACUGAACAACAAUGAAUAUCAGAUAUCAAGGGGCAAGGAGCUAAAUCGGUUGGCAGGGUUGAGUGAAUCUUGCAACUUUGUGAAGGCUGACUUUAUGCAGAUGCCAUUCUAUGAUAAUACUUUUGAUGCAAUUUAUGCAAUAGAGGCAACAUGUCAUGCACCUGAUGCGGUUGGUUGCUAUAAGGAGAUAUAUAGAGUGCUGAAGCCUGGCCAGUGUUUCGCUGCCUAUGAAUGGUGCAUUACGGAUCACUUUGAUGCUAACAAUGAAAGCCACAAGAAAACUAAGGCUGACAUUGAGCUUGGUAAUGGCCUUCCAGAUAUCCGCACAACAACCCAAUGCCUUGAUGCUCUGAAGCUUGCAGGAUUCGAGAUUGUAUGGGAGAGAGAUCUUGCAGAAGAUUCCACUGUGCCAUGGUAUUUGCCCUUGGAUACAAGUCGGAUAUCCAUUACUAGCUUUCGGUUGACAGGAUUGGGACGUCUCAUUACCAAAACUAUGGUUAAGGCACUAGAGUAUGUUGGUCUUGCUCCGGAAGGAAGCGAGAGAGUCUCUUCAUUCCUAGAGAAGGCUGCUGAAGGGCUUGUAGAUGGUGGCAAGAAAGAGAUUUUUACGCCAAUGUACUUCUUUUUGGCCCGUAAGCCUCUUUCCGAAUGAUGAAGGAAGAGAAGGAAGUUUCAGGUUUUAUUCAGUGAGAAGUCGCGGGAUAUUUUGCUAGAUUUUGAAGUUUGUGGGGGAGUUCACCUUGCUAAGCAUAUGUUUGUUGGUUACUACGAUAUCUGUGAUUGCUGGUUCAAAAUUUUUGCCGGUGUGUAGGAGUGUGAGAAACUCUAUUUCAUUCGUUCUGUUGAAGGCAUUAUAUUUCGUGCCAUGUGGUAUGUGAUGUUUCGGCUUUUUGUAGAUUCUUAUUUCUGGUCAUAAUUUAUCAGUUUACUCUCAUGUUUUGUUGGUU
Molecule: messenger RNA, 965 nt
Organism: Ananas comosus (pineapple)
Lineage: Eukaryota; Viridiplantae; Streptophyta; Magnoliopsida; Poales; Bromeliaceae
Product: cycloartenol-C-24-methyltransferase 1
Biological process (GO): sterol biosynthetic process
Cellular component (GO): endoplasmic reticulum
Molecular function (GO): sterol 24-C-methyltransferase activity
Source: RefSeq, a predicted model, not a curated record